AAAGUGGGUUGCCACUUAUUGACCAUUGGAAAAAUGCGGGGUCCAAGUUGAGAGCAUUUGAGAACCCCCGGUCUCGGGCACCACAUCGGGUUGCUGCCAGCCACCGUAAACGAGUUUAUCAUUUAUGUAGAAUGUAAUAUUGUACAAAUCAAAUGAAAUAUAAUAAUAUACCGCACUGCCUCUACGAAUGUGAUAAGAAAAAGAGCGUAAAGAAGUCCUGAAGCGUAGUCACACCCAGUCUUCCCCAUCAGCUAUCUUAUCCAGCCCCUCCACACUCUCCGCAGUAGUUUCCCCUGCAUCUGCAGCCUAAUCAGGUGUGCUUCCCUCAUUGGCUGCAGGACGUACACGGGCGUGGUCUACGUAAUAUCACCACGCCCCCUGCGCUCGCCUUGCUUGACAGGAGGGAAAAAAAAGUCAAGUCAGGAGCGCGCUGGCGGUCAGUCACUGCACACUGGUGGAAAAAUAUGAUCCCGACAGGAGCUCAUCCUGCGCUCCAGCUCUUAGGACAACUAGACUAGACUAGACUAGACUAGACUAGACGACUAAUUCCAAGGCUGGUCUUUGUACAAGUAUUUCUUCCCCCUCUCCGUUUUCUUUCUCGCUGUCACUUUGCGCCAGAAAAUGUGCGUGGACGGCGAUGGAUGCCAGCUGGAAGCCUGCAGCAGUUCCGAUGAGGUGCGCACGCUGUCGGGCAGCAUGAGCCCGGCGCUCAAAUCCAACCCGGACCUUCACGCCUGCAAACCCGGGCAGAAAUUUCGCGCCGCGCUGCUCCGGUGCCGCUCACCGGCUGCCGCUGCUGGGAUCCUCAGUUUUGGGAACGUCCUCAAUUACAUGGACAGAUACACUGUAGCUGGCGUGGCGCAAGACAUCCAGAAGCAUUACGAGGUGUCUGACAGCGGAGUUGCCUUGUUGCAAACAGUGUUCAUCUGCAGCUUCAUGGUGGCGGCUCCCAUCUUCGGUUACCUGGGCGACCGCUUCAACAGGAAGGCCAUCCUGAGCUGUGGCAUUUUCUUUUGGUCGACCGUUACGCUGCUGAGCUCCUUCAUCAGCGAAGACUACUACUGGCUGUUUGUGCUCUCCAGGGGACUGGUGGGCAUCGGGGAGUCCAGCUACUCCUCCAUCUCCCCCACCAUCAUAGGAGACUUGUUCACUAAUAAUAGACGCACCAUGAUGCUCUCUGUCUUCUACCUGGCCAUCCCCCUGGGAAGCGGAUUGGGUUACAUCCUGGGCACCAGUGCCAAGGUAGCUGCAGGAGACUGGCACUGGGCACUCAGGGUGUCUCCAGUUUUGGGCAUGACUGCAGGAACUCUGAUCCUGCUCUUUGUGCCCGAGCCAAAGCGAGGAAGCGCCGACCAGAUGGGAGGACGCAUGAAGACGAGCACGUCGUGGCUGUGUGACAUGAAGGCGCUCGCUAAAAAUCGGAGCUACGUGUUCUCCUCCAUGGCGUCUGCGGCCGUGUCCUUCGCCACGGGUGCGUUCGGGAUGUGGAUUCCCAUUUACCUGGCCAGAGCUCAGGUGGUGCAGAAGACCGCAGAGCCGUGCGGCACCAAAGAGAUCUGCAGCAGCACAGAGACGCUCAUCUUCGGGGCCAUCACCUGCGUCACGGGCCUGUUGGGCGUGCUCAUCGGGGCCGCCACCACACGCCUGUGCCGCCAGAAGACAGAGCGAGCGGACCCGCUCGUGUGCGCCGUCAGCAUGCUGGGCUCGGCCAUCUUCAUCUGCCUCAUCUUCGUGGUGGCAAAGAAGAACAUCACAGGCGCUUACGUUUGCAUCUUCAUAGGAGAGACGCUGCUCUUCCUGAACUGGGCCAUAACGGCCGACAUUUUAAUGUUUGUGGUAAUUCCCACGCGGAGGGCAACAGCGGUGGCGUUUCAGAGCUUCACCUCUCACCUCCUGGGUGAUGCAGGAAGUCCGUACCUGAUAGGCUUGAUCUCCGACGGCCUGCGUGAGAGCUACGCUACGUCGGCACUGUGGCGCUUCCUCAGCCUGGGCUACGCCCUCAUGCUGUGCCCCUUCAUCAUCGUCCUGGGCGGCAUGUUCUUCCUGGCCACCGCGCUCUUCUUUCUGGACGACCGAGACAAGGCGCAGAACCAGUGUCAACGCAGUGAAGAAGCAGCAGCCAACACGGACGACGACGUGGAGUUGGGGAAAAAAAGAAGCAAAGAUUUUGACACCACACCCACGCCAGCCACCUUUGAACGUGCCGGUUGAGGCAGCUCCUAACCGGACACGAGGGAGCGUCUUGCCCCUUCCUGGAGACGCCUUUCGAAAUCCCAAGCUGGUGAGAAGGCGACAGCUGGCGUCCUCCUCACCUCUGUGAGGAUCCACUGAACCUUCGAGGGAGGAGGCGACCCCCACCGUCCCCCGCCCUCCUCCGUCCCCUGAUGCCAUACUACUGAAUGCUGACCAUGAACCUGACCUUUCUGUCUUUGUGUGUGUGCUUGUCGUCCGUGGGCUGUCAGUCUGCACCAAGUGCCAUAGCGUCAUUACAUUCCUCCUCACUUUGCACUGACAUCAUCGUCACUGACUUACGUUUGCAUGCAUGACUCAGCCUUCCACAGCAGCAGAAACACUGCAAACAGCCAAUUAACUUCAACAUCAUUUCCUCAUCUCAAGCCUGUAAACCAGGGGUGUCCAAACCUUUUCCAACCAAGAGAAACGUAACAACUUUGUAUUUGCAGAAAAACUAAAUUCGUGAAAAUCGAUCCAAUAUUGUUGAAAACAUACAAAAUAGUGGCCAAUGCAUUUUCUUUUCUUUUUUUUAAUCAAAAUUCAUUUAAUAAAUUUCCUGACUAUCAAAAUACUAUAAAAAUGUUAUCCACAGUCGGUCAGUACAUUUUUUUGAUUGGACAAAGCCACAUACAGUAGACAAUGGAUUACAUAAAAACAAUUAAAUAGAAUUGUAACAAAAAGCUAAUCAUUUCUGGAUAGUGUCAUUUUUUUUGCUAGUCCAGUAAAAAAAAAAAAACAAUUAUAACGUUUUUAAAUUUGCCUUGUAUUUUAAAUUAUUCUUAAAUAUCCAAAUCGAGGCAAAUCCUUAUUUUUUUACACAGUAAAAAACUUUUUUCCUACAUUUUCUGAUAAUCCAAAUAAUCAAAUAAAAAUGCUAUCUAGGUCAAUGACUUUUUUCAGUGAUUUUUUUAUUUAUUUGAUUUUUGGAAAAAGUCUAAUAUUAUAUCAGAUGAUGGAUUAAUCUUUUCAAGUUUUUAAUCUGCAAUUGUAAAUAAAUAAUAAGAAUUUCUGGAUAAUAUUCAUUUUAUUUUUGUUGGUCAAUUAAAGUCAAUUCUAAUUAUCUAAUUUUUUUUUAAGUUCUUAAGUUUGCAGUUCUUAAGUUUUAAAAAUUUUUACAUUGUAAAAAAAAAUUCAUAAGUGUCCUAAUUAUCCAAAUACUAUAUAAAAUAUCAUGUUGGUCAAUACAUUCUUUUCUGUGAUAUUUUAAAUGUGGAUUUUUGGACAAAUCCAAAUAUUAUUGUAGAGAAUUAUUUUUGUAAUCUACAAUUGUACAAAAAAAUUUUAGUUUCUGGAUAAUCUUUUUUUUUUUUUUGGAAGCCGUUUUAUUUCGGGAACAAAAAAAUCCUAUUAAUCAACCAAUCGGAGCAAAAAUGAUGUUCUGAUGCCAGCUGUUUUUAAUGUUUUUGUUUGUUUGUUUGUUUUAAACAUGCCGCAGGCCGACAAAAAAAACGAGCUGCGGGCCACAAAGGACCCCCAGGCGGACCUUUGGACACCACUGCUGCAAACAGACCAAAGCUGCAAACUGCAUGUGGAGCGAGUGAUUGAACUAAAGUCUGCUCUGUUGAAUAUGACACGAAGGGCCAAGCGUAAAGACGUCUCAUGCGGUCUUGCCGUGACGGCGGCGCAAGCGCGGCUGUGCCGUGUGUGCAAACAGAGUCUCGCCAAGAAGUGUUGCUGCGCAUGAGUCCGUGAAUCGGCCUUAAAGCGCUCCCGUUCCACAGCCAGCUGUUUCCGUUAAGCCUCACGCGCAUCCCAUUGAGCUUUGAGCACUUAAAUCAGCGUCAGACGGUGCCAGAGAAUAUGACCGAAAUUCUGCAAGUUAUUUCCCACGAGGUUUAUUGUCAUUUCUUUUUUAACUCUUGUGAGGUCUGAACGUUGGUUUCUGAAUAUCUUAAAAAAAAAAGGACACUGGAUUAUAUAUAUAGAUAUAUAUAUUCAUAAUUUAUAGUAUGUAUAUGUUUUUUUCCCCUAAAAGUAAUUGAAAUACUAUUCUAGUGACUUGGGGAUGUUUAAAGGGGUGUUUUGAUGUAUAUGAGCAGCAAUACUUUUUUUUUUUAUCUUCCCUGGAAGCUUUUUAUCCACACUGCCUUAUCAGUGAGCUGGCUUUCUCCCUCUCUGAUGCUUGGUUUCACGUUUCUGGACACGUACCCUCACUGAGACUCUUUUUAAAGAUAGAUUUCACUGAACACAAUAAGAGGUAUUGUGUGUUUUUGCCGGUGUAUGAGGUUGAAGCGGAAACGUCCUUUUGAAAACAUGCAAUUAAGCUCAAAUGAAGCCAAAUUUGACUGAAACCUUAAAGCCACUAGUAGGAGGCCCACGUUUUGAAACAGGUGCAUAAAAGAGAGGAAAAAGCACUUUUUAAGCUUGUAAGGAGAUACAGUACUCGGAUGAGUUGAGGAAUAAGAGACACCGAGCGAGUCCUUGUAGCACGGAUGUGUGUGUCGGAUGAUUAGCUUCUCUGUUCACACACAUGCGUCCUCUUGAAUGAAUGAACUAAGCUUCUUCUUACCUUCCUUUCAUUGGUUUUAAUGCUACCAAAUGUGUCAUGAAUUCUAUUAGAGAUAUAAAUAUAUAGCUAUAUCAUGCAGCAAUGGUAAUAUAAUGUAAAGUCACGGCUUGGAUGCAAUGUAUUUAUUUGUGUGAUACCAUAAUGAUGAUUCUUCUGUAAAGGGAUUGUUUUUUUACACUUUGUUUUAUGUCAGUGGAGUUUCUUCUUCCUUUUCUAUCUCCAUGAAAACACGCCACAGUAAGCUUAUGUCACACAUUUACACACAGAAGGAACUGCAACGUGAGGCUUCAUUUUGUAGCUUUUCUAUUAUGUUUUCUUGAACCGUUUUGCACAUUUAAUGUUCAGGGAUUUAUUUAGCCGUUUAGUUUCCGCCUCCGCUCCGGAGGUGGUCAUCAAGCCACCGAGUUGGUCAUGAAUUGACUUGCCAAAUUGAGCUGAUCAAGCACCGGUCCUUGCAUAUGUAUUGUCUGUUUGUACCCAGUAAAUCAAUGUUGAUCAUCACUGAAGUGAUGUACGGAGAAUGUGCUAUGUUUCUUGUCAUACAAGAGUGCUGUAUAUAAAGAAACCUAUCCUAUUUCUGAUGUUUGAGCAGAAAACACUGAGGUUAUUUUUAUUUUUAGGCACAAAAAGACGUGUGAACUGAUAUUAUUCUAGAACGGAACUGUGAUGCUCCCCCGCCUUCCCGUCAAGGGUUGAUUCAAAAUGUACACAUCUGUAAUUUCAAAUAAACCUACAGUAUUUAAUCAUCUCACACUUGUGUCAGUUACUCGUUUG
Molecule: messenger RNA, 5515 nt
Organism: Dunckerocampus dactyliophorus (ringed pipefish)
Lineage: Eukaryota; Metazoa; Chordata; Actinopteri; Syngnathiformes; Syngnathidae
Gene: spns2
Product: SPNS lysolipid transporter 2, sphingosine-1-phosphate
Exons: 12
Coding region: 622-2211 (529 amino acids)
Biological process (GO): sphingosine-1-phosphate receptor signaling pathway; transmembrane transport; lipid transport
Cellular component (GO): membrane
Molecular function (GO): transmembrane transporter activity; sphingolipid intramembrane carrier activity
Source: RefSeq, a predicted model, not a curated record